Molecule: messenger RNA, 3626 nt
Organism: Mirounga angustirostris (Northern elephant seal)
Lineage: Eukaryota; Metazoa; Chordata; Mammalia; Carnivora; Phocidae
Gene: SIAH2
Product: siah E3 ubiquitin protein ligase 2
Exons: 2
Coding region: 623-1615 (330 amino acids)
Biological process (GO): proteasome-mediated ubiquitin-dependent protein catabolic process; multicellular organism development
Cellular component (GO): cytoplasm
Molecular function (GO): ubiquitin conjugating enzyme binding; ubiquitin protein ligase activity; zinc ion binding
Source: RefSeq, a predicted model, not a curated record
UUUGCGCCCGGGGAAACGCCGGCGUGACUCCCCGGGGUGUGGCCUGAGGACUUCGGCGACGCCUCGCCAAAGGGCGGCCCCCUCCUCAACCCGGAAGGCAGAGCCCGCGAGGCAGCGGCGAGCCGGGCGUGCUCACUGGCGCGGGCCGGGCCCGCAGCCUGGGCAGAAGAGACCCGCGCUAGGCGGCCCCCUGCGCGGCCAGCUGGACGCGGGCGGAGUCGGCGCCCCAGCGCAGGGUGGCUCUGCCAGUCCCCGCGCGCCUGAGCGGCCGCACACGUGUCCAGGCGUCACGUCCGCGCGCGCCCCCGGGGCUUGCGUCAGCUGCCGCUUCAGAAGCUGGUGGGCCGGGGUUCUGCGCACCGCUCGGGUUCGGGGCCCGCGACGCCGCCGGGAGGAGGAGUCUGGGGGCGCGGAGGGGUGUUGGGAACGUCGGGGGCCGCGGAGAUCGUUGGCGCAGCCCAGUCCCCGGCCUGCCCGGCGCCGGCCGUCUCCGCUGCUCGGUUCCGGGCAGGGCGCGGUGGCGUUGCCUCGGAGCCUGCCGCCCGCGGGGCGUGCACCGCCUUGACCCCGGCGGCCCCGCGGCAGGCAGGCGCCCGCAGUUCCAUGGUUGGUUCGGAGCGCGAUGAGCCGCCCGUCCUCCACCGGCCCCAGCGCUAACAAACCCUGCAGCAAGCAGCCGCCGCCGCAGCCCCAGCACGCUCCGUCCCCGGCUGCGCCCCCGGCCGCCGCCACCAUCUCGGCUGCGGGCCCCGGCUCGUCCGCGGUGCCCGCCGCGGCGGCGGUAAUCUCGGGCCCCGGCGGCGGCGGCGGCGGCGGCGGCGGCGGCGGGGCUGGCCCGGUGUCCCCGCAGCACCACGAGCUGACCUCGCUCUUCGAGUGCCCGGUCUGCUUUGACUAUGUCCUGCCCCCCAUCCUGCAGUGCCAGGCCGGGCACCUGGUAUGUAACCAAUGCCGCCAGAAGUUGAGCUGCUGCCCGACGUGCAGGGGCGCCCUGACGCCCAGCAUCAGGAACUUGGCUAUGGAGAAGGUGGCCUCGGCAGUCCUGUUUCCCUGCAAGUACGCCACCACGGGCUGCUCCCUGACCCUGCACCACACGGAGAAGCCAGAGCACGAAGACAUCUGUGAAUACCGCCCCUACUCCUGCCCUUGCCCCGGGGCCUCCUGCAAGUGGCAGGGGUCCUUGGAAGCCGUGAUGUCCCAUCUCAUGCACGCCCACAAAAGCAUCACCACCCUGCAGGGAGAAGACAUCGUCUUCCUAGCCACGGACAUUAACCUGCCGGGGGCCGUCGACUGGGUGAUGAUGCAGUCGUGCUUCGGCCACCAUUUCAUGCUGGUGCUGGAGAAGCAAGAGAAGUACGAGGGCCACCAGCAGUUCUUCGCCAUCGUGCUGCUCAUCGGCACCCGCAAGCAAGCCGAGAACUUUGCCUACAGACUGGAGCUGAACGGGAACCGGCGGAGACUGACCUGGGAGGCCACGCCCCGGUCCAUCCACGACGGCGUGGCGGCGGCCAUCAUGAACAGCGACUGCCUUGUGUUUGACACAGCCAUAGCGCAUCUGUUUGCGGAUAAUGGCAACCUUGGAAUCAAUGUGACCAUUUCUACGUGUUGUCCAUGAGGCGCCGCAGUUAUCUGGGCCCAGGGCUCUAUGGGGAAUAAAGGUUUUUACAGAUGUUCUAUUCGCUGUGUCUUCACGGAUCAAGACCCACAGUUAACCCCAUGUUCUGUUUGAACAAGCAGCUUCCCAUCUGGCAUUGGCCCAACAGAGUUCGUUAAACAGGGAUGAAUGCGGUUGGCCUGCUAGUCAUUUGGAGUCUGUUCUGUGAUCUAAAAUCAACUUUGUUAUUAAAUUUUAUUUACUUCCUGAACAGCACUUGACAGGUUGCUCAGGGCUCCUGUAGACCAGUACGUUAGGAAUGGAGGCUCCUUCCUGCCUGACUCCCUCUCUUGGUUCCUCCAAGUGGACAAAAGCACAGUGACUGUCGAUAGAUUCCUUAACUUUUACCUUUUUAGGGGAGUAGGAAUUGUUUUAAUGCAUUUUAAACAGUGUUCUCAAACUGGAUGGCUAGCCAAUAGACAGAAUCACCUGUAGUUCUCAUCUGAAACAUCCAGAUCUGGGGAGCCUGUGAAUUUAACAAUCUCGUCAGGUGAUUCUGUUCGACAAUAAAGUUUGAGAAUUGCUGGAUUAAAUUGUGGAAAGGGUCCAGAUUUUAAAGGUGCUUUACGAUUGCCCUCUACUGAUACUGUUUGUCUUUCUACUAUUUCAUGCCCCCACCACCUACCAUUCCCAAAUUAAAACCAGAACUGCAGAUCCCCAUGAACACACUCCUGAGAUUUGGUCACUCUCUUGUGUUUGGGGUGAAUUGCCUAGGAAAGCAAAUCAUAUGGCCACUGAUAGUUACCACAUAGUUUUUGCUCAUCACUAGUACAGAUGACCUGUUUACAUGUGGCUUCCCUCAGAGGCCAUCCUUGACUGUAGAUGGUGGGAAAGACUAGAUCAGUAGAGUUGGAAAAGCUUUAUAACCGGUGUCAUAUGCUUGCUAUUUAAAGGUAUGUGUUGGAUUGUUGUUGUUUUUUGCCACAUUCACUUUAGUUUUUUAAUAAAUACUUUCCAAAAAUGAAUAUCAUGCUGCUUUUUCCCAGUUGUAUAAUGUUUAUGUAUUGGGUGCUUACUGUGUACAGGUACGUGAAACCUCACCACUACCUUGGGCUUGCAGCUAUCACUAUUUCCACAUGAAGAAAUAGUCAUUUGUCCCAGGUCCUGACACGGGUCUGUCUUAGAACUGGGGUCCAAACUCACUUCCCUGCACCAUGCACAGUCCUCGGUGUUACUGGUCUCUUCCUUGGAGAUGUUCUUUCAAGUGCCAGCACUUGUGGAAGAAGAGUAUUUCUCCUGUGUUACAGAAUCAGAAGGAAGAGCCUUGGCUAAAGCUGACGUCCAGAGUGUCCCAGGUUUGAGCCAGGGUGACCCACUCUCUCAGUCCCAAUCCUGAACUGUCAGAGGAAUUCCGAACAUUAGCCCCAUAUGCCUGGUGCGGAUGGAAGACUGCUUAACUGAGCGGCCCAAUGACAUUAGCAUAGCACCCAAUGGAAGGGAUGGCUUUAAAGUUGUUUUCGUCUUUUAGGUGAGAUGCAGUGUUGAGUUUUUGUCCAGGAUAGGUUCUAGAAAAGGUUCUAGAAAGUUUCACUGUACACAGCUCGGCCACAGACAUUUCUGCCACGAGUGUUAUUGCCACAAACAUUUUCACUGCCUAACUAAUUGGCCAUAAGGCAAUUUUGCCAUGAAAGACAAAAACCACAAAAAAUAAAAGUGGGAGAUUCAUUAAAAAGGACAUAAUGAAGGGCGCCUGGGUGGCUCAGAUGGUUAAGCGUCUGCCUUCGGCUCAGGUCAUGGUCCCAGGGUCCUGGGAUCAAGCCCUGCAUUAUUGGGCUCCUUGCUCCACAGGGAGCCUGCUUCUCCCUCUCCCACUCCCCUGCUUGUGUUCCCUCUCUCGCUGUGUCUCCCUCUGUCAAAUAAAUAAAAGCUUUAAAAAAAAAAGGGCAUAAUGAAACAUGAAAAAUAACAAAACAAAAAGAUUAUUGUGGAAUACAAAAUAUUUUUUUAGAGAGAGAGUGUGGGAGCGGGGUGG